Molecule: messenger RNA, 7900 nt
Organism: Haliotis rufescens (red abalone)
Lineage: Eukaryota; Metazoa; Mollusca; Gastropoda; Lepetellida; Haliotidae
Product: receptor-type tyrosine-protein phosphatase mu-like
Exons: 36
Coding region: 518-5344 (1608 amino acids)
Biological process (GO): protein dephosphorylation
Molecular function (GO): protein tyrosine phosphatase activity; protein binding
Source: RefSeq, a predicted model, not a curated record
CUGUCAGUCGCGCUGUAUCGCUGGACAGUGCAGCACGCAUCAGUCAGCGCUCGCCCGUCAUUUUGAUUCAACGGCUGUCUCUUUACCGUGUAUGUCCCGAGAAAGCCUGACCCAGGGGAAACUAGCCCCAGGCGAGGGGAGAGGAGUACUUUGUUUCGAACUCUCAGGGGGCGGGCGUUACUUCGUUAAUCUGCCACUGACUUCGUUAACGACCUGUGUAAAACACCAGCCAGCUGAUAAGAUGGGUACUGUUUUUGUGUAGGUGUAAAUAUUACAUCAUUUGGAUUAUCUCUGGAUUAUACAGACCGCAUUGCUCACAGCCGGUGCCACAUAUGGCCCCCGACGAAAUCGGAGUGUUACCGAGCAUGCGCAGAGGGUGAGCACAGUACCCCUCGAGGCAAGCAGCUUUUGAAAUUGGAUCUGUAGAAGAAAGUUUAGGCCGUCUAGCACUGUGGAUCUGGCAUUAUGGAAACUGCGAGCGCCUUGGUGUAGUUUCACUAGAGAAUGAACAGUGAACAUGAUUUCCCAUGAUUGGAUUAUACUCUGGAUAUUGUGCUUAGCCGUCUUACAAGUAUGGAUCGUCGAAUCUAUUAAUUAUGACAGUAAAAGAUUCGACGGCCUUCAGGAUCUCCACAGCCGGUGUCAAGAUGGCUUCUUUGGCUACAAGUGUCGCUUCCGGUGUCGGUGCAGGAGGAGCGAGGUCUGUGACAAGGUCCAUGGCAACUGCGUAGGAGGAUGCCGGGAAGGCUUCUGGGGGCCCGGAUGUCAGCUCACCAACAGCUGCUACUAUAAUGGCCAGAAGAGAAACUAUAUGGGGACCAAGGCUAUGACCACCAAACUGUACACAUGCCAGAGAUGGGACCAACAAGUUCCCCAGAAACACAGCUACACACAACGGGAUUUCCCCGACAGGGUGUUCCCCAACAACUUCUGCCGGACCACAGCCGACUCCUCCCAGCCCUGGUGCUACACGACAGAGCCCCGGGCGAGGUGGCAGUACUGCAGCAUCAACAACUGCAAUUGCCCCCCUGCCCGAUUUGGCAUCAACUGUGGGAAGGAAUGCCACUGUAAGGAGUACUCGGAGAACUGUGAUAGCAUCCUGGGAAUGUGUAAGAGCGGCUGCGCUGCUGGUUGGACUGGUUACGACUGUCAAACACCCACUCCUUGCCCCGCCAACAGGUAUGGGUGGGCCUGCGCCAAGGAAUGCCAGUGUAAAAAUAAAAAGGACUGUGAUCGCUUCACUGGACCUAAGUCCAGUUGCAAAUGCAAGAAGGGAUAUUUUAACCCUCCGCUUUGCGAACCAGUAACCGCUCCCCGUAUUGUCGCCUUCGAGAACACGGUCGUGAAUCCAGGGCAACCCUCGGUCUUUAAUUGUACCGUGGCUGCCUUCCCUACCCCGUUCGAGAGUGAAAUUCAGCUAAGAGGUCCCUCCAGUAAGAGAAUCACCCUCUUGGAGUCUAAGACCCUGGAUCAGUACCAGUACACCAGGAUCAACCUCUUCAAGGUCAACUACAUCAUGACAGGGGAACGCUAUACGUGUUUUGUCCAAGCAACGGCAGGGUCCACUUCGAUGACCAUCGUGGCCGAAGUCUACGAACCCCCGCGUCUGAGUCGGGCUCCGCAGGUCAGGGAGGGGUCCGUGAAGGCCACCAACAUCACCAUCCAGUGGCAUAAGUGGAACGACAAGACAGGGGACACGGGGGACGGACCCAUCUUGUGGUACAGCAUCAAUGUCAAGGCCAAGGGAGAGAAGAUGUACACCAUGACCGGACUGGUCUACCAUACUUUUUGUGAGGACAUGUGUUCCUUCACAAUCACGGAGCUGACCCCCAAUACCAAGUACGCCAUCUACGUGGUUACCAGGAACAAAGAGGAGGGAGGGGAAGGACCCCCCGGGCCUAUAAUACACGUCAACACUAAAUGUGCAGAGCCCCGCCUUGGCCCCACGUUACAGGAGGUGAAGACACUGAUACAGGUGAACGACACAGUCCCUAGAACCGUCAUCACCGUCAAAUGGAUUGACCCACUCCCAGAGGACCUCAAUUGUGAUUUUGCGAAGGAAUACAAAGUACGUGUUACCAGCCCUGAGGGGGACGGGACGACCAAGACGUGGACAACCCCGGGCGGUGAAGGGAGAAUGAUGGUCAUCCGGGACCUUAGCCCAUUCACUCAGUACUGUAUUCAAGUCCGUUAUGUUACCAACAAAGGGUUCGUGAGUCCGGAUUCGGAACGACAAUGCCUGAAAACGCCCGAGACAUUACCUGGUCCACCAACCCACCUGUCAGUGCGCAAGCGCGACAUUCGAAGUAUAACAUUGUCGUGGAACAGGCCGAAACCGGCUAACGGCAACGUGACGUCAUACAGGAUCAUGUACUGGGAGGCUGGGUCGGCGAACGCUAACGGGAUUGAGCACUAUGCAGCCACUCAGUUUGUUGAGUUUGUGCUGACGGGGCUCAAACCGUUCACCGAAUACCAAGUGCAGGUUCGGGCAGUAAAUAACGCCGGAGCUGGGAAGGCAAGCCCCAUCCUGUCUGAGAGAACAGAGGAGAGUGUUCCAGGUCCUGUGCGCGUCUUGAGGAACGUGUCACGUACGACGACGUCAAUACACCUCAGGUGGGACCGGCCUCUUGACUUUAAUGGCGAGCUGCGCUACUUCACGGUGUCCUGCACGCCCAUUACAACCCUCUCGAAGAGGAGUUACGACGACGACAAAGCGGAAAUCAGACUGCCCGUGGACACGUAUGAAUACAAGAUGGAGGGGUUACGUCCUGCCACGCAGUACUCAUGCACAGUUAACGCUAGCACAGUCAAAGGGUCUGGAGCUCAGGCUAGAGUUGUUGUGUGGACAGAUGCUCCAGAUCCCAAGAAACCGUUGGAGCCAAUCAUCGUUGAAGUCUCCGACCACACUGUGACCCUUGACCUCCGUGAUGCAGGGGACCUAACUGUCAGCUUCUAUCGCCUCAUAGUGGAGCUAUUGUACGAGAAGUUACGUCAUGAACGUUCAACCCCCCAACAUCUCAACAUCAAAGACGACUACCAACGGGCAAGUCGACACGGAACCCGGAUGUAUGUCGCCGCCCAGCUCGAAAGAGGUGCCGUCAAUGGGAAGUUCGUCGUCGGCGACAACAGCACGUACGGCGGCUUCUACAACGCUCCCUUACAGCGGGACCAGACCUAUAAUAUAUGGUUCGGGGCCUUCUCUGUUGUUGAUGGCACCGAAAGACAAACAUUUUCCAGGAUUGAGAGACCAGUAUUAGUUCGCCCCGUUAAGACAGCGCCGCAGACCAGCCAUGUUCCCGUCAUCAUCGGCGUCCUCGUCGUCUUCAUCCUCCUCAUCAUAACAUUCGCUGUCCUGUUGCUGGUGUGGAGAAAACGUCAUCUGUCAGCUGAGAGAGAGAAGUCAGAUCUGCCAUCAUUUGGUCCAACCAUUCUACCGGAACCGGAUACGUCCCCUCCGCCCACUCCCAUUGGAGGUUUCUACACUAAGUUUAGUUUGGGUACAAUUAACAUUGAGGCAGAACCUCUCAUUCUUCCAUCUAUAGAUAACGAUCUCGAGUCUGAGCCCAUAUAUGGAAAUGUCGGAAAUAUCACGAUUCCACCAAUCAAGGUGGAGGAUUUAUGGGACUACAUCCGUGCAAGCAAGGAAAACGAUUAUGAUGGCUUGAAAAGAGAGUAUAAGCUUAUACCCCCAGGGCUGACUGCUGGCUGCGAGAUUGCGAAAAGAACGGAAAAUAAGGCCAAAAAUAGAUAUGGAAACAUUAUAGCAUAUGAUCACUCUCGAGUUGUUUUGGAGUUGGAAGGAGACGACCCAACAGAUGACUAUAUCAAUGCCAAUUAUAUAGAUGGGUAUCAUAAACCCAGAGCUUAUAUAGCAGCCCAAGGACCAAUAAAACCAACUAUUAAUGAUAUAUGGCGGAUGGUGUGGCAGGAAAAUUCAAAAACACUCAUCAUGCUGACCAACGCUACAGAGACAGGGAAGAAAAAGUGUGAGCAGUAUUGGCCUGACGAUGGGUGCGAGCAAUAUGGCAAUAUAUCGGUACAGCUACUCGGCACCGAUAUACUGCCUGACUUCAUUGUCAGGACGUUCUUACUGUCUAAGGAGAGCCAGUCCAAAUACGUUAAACAGUUCCACUAUACCACGUGGCCAGACCACGGAGUACCAAAGUUCGGCAAUUCAUUGUUGUUGUUCCGCCAGAAGAUCCGGGCGUACGACAGCCUUGACAAUGGAACAGUUAUUGUGCACUGCAGUGCUGGCGUAGGCCGGACAGGCACAUAUAUCGCCAUUGACACGCAGCUGGAGAAGGCUAAAUCAGAAGGCAUAAUCGACGUUCAUAACUUCGUAAAGUUGAUGAGGGCACAGAGGGUCAAUAUGGUCCAAACUCUGGAACAGUACAUCUUCGUGUACGACUGUUUGCUGGAGGCACUUAUCUGCGGCGACACCACCGUCACCAGCCACAACUACGUCGACAGCUAUUCGGACAUGUGUCAGUUCGACUCGGAGAUAGGCAAAACGAAGAUUGAGGAACAGUUUGAGAUUUUGAAACUUCUGUCGACGACGAUAGAACGUGAUGAAACGACAACAGCGCUGCGUCCUGAGAAUAUAUUCAAAAACAGGUGUAAAAACAUAACGCCAGCCAAUCGGUGUCGACCUUACUUAAUGACUCCGUGUGAUGGCAGCAACGAUUACAUCAACGCUGUCUACAUCAACGGUUACCGACAAAAGGACGCCUUCAUCACCACUCAGAUGCCCCUCCCGAACACGGUGGCUGACUUCUGGAGGCUGGUGUACGACCAUCACUCCUUCUGCAUCGUCAUGUUGAACGAGAUUGAUGACAAGGAUGAGACGUGCGAACAGUACUGGACUCUCGACACCUGCGGUAACAACUACGGACCCUUCAUCGUGGAGACGACGGCCGAGAUCAAGUCUGACCCUGCCGUCACUGUCAGGGACUUCACCAUCACCAACACACAGAUGCCGUCUGACUCCCCCCGAGUUGUCCGACAAUUCCACUUCCACAGGUGGGCUGAGGGGCAGAACGUUCCCAGCUCCAAGAUAGCUCUGUUGGAGCUCCUGGACAUGGUAGAGAGAUGGCAGCACCAGUAUGAGAAUAAGCCAGUCACAAUUCAUUGCAUGAACGGCGCGAGUCGCGCUGGCCUCUUCUGUGCCGUGAGCUGCAUCCUGGAGAGAGUGAAGAGAGACAAGGAAGUCGAUGUCUUCCAGGCAGUCAAGCAGCUCCGUCUGAAUAGGACGCAGCUCAUUGACAACAUGGAACAAUACAAAUUCUGCCACGAGAUCGUCCUGGACUUCCUCACAUCUCCGGAAACAUCUUCCGUUCUCUCAUGACGUCACUGCCAAACCGGAAGUCACUAACAUAGCCAGCGGUCUAUGCAUCUGCGCAGAGGAUUUGUUCAGUUAUCGGAGUCUGUGAACGGGAAGAAAAUGUAAAUCUUUUGGUUUGAGGGGAACCGUCCAAAUAUUGUUGCCCGUUUGAAAGACAAAGUGUGGUCUUAAAAUUCUGCUCUGCGUCAGAAGUUUAGGUCGUGUUCAUGGACGCCAUUUUAUUAACAUCCGGGCGAGUGAAUAUGAAAACGAGGCUUUACUCUCUACCUCGAAAGAGAUGUAGAGUAUUCAAAGUUCAAUCCAAAGAGAGUAUAUUAGCCAAGGCCUAGACUGUCUGGUAACCCAUUAUAAGGUGCUAUGUUCAUUCAAUACAUCACAAAUAAUAGUUUUACAGAAUAAUGAAACAAUGUGUAAAAACUACAUGGCAUCUUUGUCGAAAUGCACAAUAAUUUCAACACACAGCAAAGUCUUACAUAAAUUUUCUACAAAUCAAUAUUAAUAAUGUUUCCAUACACCUAACAUGAGCUUAAGUCGGACGGAAGAAAAGGGAACGAAAUUCACACGGAUGUGCAUAAAUAGUUUCCAUGACUACACUCUUAACUGUUCCUUAUAUAUAACGCCUCAUGAUUUUAUCUGAUUUAAUAAUUAAUUGUGGUGACACCAUUAAACCAAGACAAUCUGACAAGUGUGUCAACUCGAUUACAACACAGUAUUUUCAUGAAUCAUGGAAAACGUUUGAAAUGAUGAAUGAACACGAAAACUGGAUGCUGAUUGGUGCUGUGGAAAAUAGUAUAUUUCAAGACAACAUCCUUGCGAGAGAAAUGGUUGUGACGUCCUCGGUUCAGUGAGGAUCCAACAGAGGAUCGAGCCAACAGUGAAAAGUAGUCGUUAGUCAACCACCAUCUGUUAUGAAUCCUAUUUUCUGGACGUGUGUUUGUGAUAGUUUGCUUGUAUGAGAUGGGCAGUAGAGCUGUGUAGAUCAAUUAAUUGAAUGAAAUCCAAGAACCUGUAUAUAAACAUGUUGCAAGUAUCGAAGAUAUGAAAACAAUCGCGGUUACUUCCCUUGGCUUUGCUGUAGUAACCAGUGUUCUGUCAACAGCGUUUGUGAAGAGAACCUCAUUCGGAUCAUUUCGUGCAGCACUUCUUACAGAUGAAGAGAAUUGACGAUGUUUUCAAACUGACGUUCUUCCAUUAGUUUAUUUCGUGAGAGCAUCACGCCACACUUCUCCAACUUCAAGACGAUUUCUUUGUAUUUUUUAAUCCAGAUAUUGAUAUGAAAAUCUGACGAACUGCACCGUCUUUCAUCCUCAUUGUGGAAUAUUGUCAGCCUAUUUCACGUGUGUUGAAAUUGUUAAAAUGAACGGUAAAAAGUCAUCAUACGGAUCAAUUUUCCGGAGUAUGUCGAUUUGUUCCGAAUGAAGGUAUUGGGCCUUUGCCAUGUGGCCUCUGGGAUUGUUAGAUAUAGAAAGAGUGCUUCAUUCGUAGUCAGUCGGGGUAUUUACUAAAGUCAUUAAUUUAUUUCCGUAUCAUCCUCUUUUGAUGAUGUAAAACUAUAAAUGGCAUUUGAUGAAAUAAAAGCAAAAUUUUGAUGCGAAAUCGGAACUUUUUAAAUUCAUUUAAAAGAAAUGUAUUCUAUUUAAACGGAGUGAAAAAUAUUUGUAUUGAAGAAAGUACAGUACCUGACUUCAAUAUCAUUUACCAUGUUGAAACCGUAAGUGCUAUUUAAUCAACUCAUCUUUUUAGUACACGCUUGACUAAAAUAUAACGAUGAAUUGUUUUAAAUGUGUCAUCCUUGAUUAUGCAGUGAAUUAUAUCUCCAUUCUAUUAUGAUAUGUACCAUGGACCCGAUCAGAAUCGGACGUCACGAUGCUAACAAUAGCCAUCCAAUCAAAUUGCUCUAAUGAGCGAGAGAAAUUCCGUGCCAAGUAAGGGAUGAGAGAGAUGGACAUGGUCAAUGAGUGAGUGAGUAUGGUUUUACGCCGCUUUUAGCAAUAUUCUAGCAAUAUCACGGCGGGGGACACCAGAAAUGGGCUUCACACAUUGUACCUAUGGGUAAUCGAAUCGCGAGGCUACCCGACCGCCCCCUAACGUCAAUAAGCCCAUAGUGGCGAAUGGGUCAGGGUAUAUAUCCUAACCAGAUAGAUAUAAUAAACCCUGGAUAACCGAGGAUGAAAAUGUGUAUGCUAUCAAGUAUUGACAUCACAACAGCGUUUUUGUGAAUAAAUACUUAUUUAAUCCGCCAAAAUGUACAGUAUAUCUGUAUAUCAUUAAAAUCGUCAAAUAUCUCCAAUUUGCAUGAGACGUGACACUGCUGACGAUCGAUGCUCUAGUCAACUCAUUUAUUGCCUAUGUGACUUGUACUGUAUAGAUUAUUAUUUGACGUGAGUUUCUUAUAGUGUAUAAAUGUGAUCAUUAAAUGUGCUAGUCACGUGUAUCUGUAUAUUGAUAUUAAUCAGCCAUGAUAUAUGAAUAUAGGCUGACUAUUUUAUCAAAUCCUAAUCGCCUGUUAUUUCCCAUGACAUGUUUCAAUAUUAAAAUAAAUGUACCUGUCCUAAAUAA